This is a messenger RNA of Cylas formicarius (sweet potato weevil), 2105 nucleotides long. RefSeq names its product protein trapped in endoderm-1 (gene Tre1). Lineage: Eukaryota; Metazoa; Arthropoda; Insecta; Coleoptera; Brentidae. Gene Ontology annotation, biological process: G protein-coupled receptor signaling pathway. Gene Ontology annotation, cellular component: membrane. The record is from RefSeq and is a predicted model, not a curated record. Gene Ontology annotation, molecular function: G protein-coupled receptor activity. The transcript is spliced from 5 exons. Bases 119 to 1141 code for a protein of 340 amino acids.
CCGUUCAUAACACCGCCACAUCCAAGCGUGCUGUGCGCGAGUUUUUGUAAUGUGACGUUUAUAAUUUUAUUUUUCGAAAAAUUCGCUUGUCAUUUUAACGCCGAAUGGAACGAAAAUCAUGAAUGAAAAUAUCGAAGUGGUUAAAUAUCCGAGGGAGGCCACUAUAUUCGGUGCGUUUUGUGCCAUUUUGUUUUGUAUCGUGGGUGUGAUAGGUAAUUUUGUGACAGUCUUGGCGCUGAUAAGAUGUCCGAAAUUAAGGGUCCACGCAACGACUGCGUUUGUAUUGUCCCUGUGCAUAUCCGAUUUACUUUUUUGUGCAGUAAAUUUACCAUUGACUGCUGCCAGGUAUAUAUCUGAAUCGUGGCUGUUGGGUGACGUCCUUUGUAAACUUUUUCCGGUGCUGUUUUACGGAAACGUGGCUGUUUCCGUACUUAAUAUGGUUGCUAUUACUUUAAACAGAUAUGUGCUUAUAUCUUGUUACGAGUAUUACAAUAGAUUCUAUUCGACGUUUUCAAUAUGGAUGCAGCUGCUUUGUACCUGGGGGUUCGCAUUCCUGAUAAUGUUGCCGCCUUUACUGGGAGUAUGGGGACAGCUGGGCUUAAACGCUUCAACCUUUUCUUGCACCGUAUUGGAAAAAGACGGGAAAUCGCCCAAGAAAGCUAUAUUUCUAGUGGGAUUUGCUCUCCCUUGCGUCAUCAUUAUUUUAGCUUAUUCUUGCAUUUACUGCAGCGUAAGACGUUCGAAUAAGAAGCUUCGAUCUCAUCAAUCGAACGCGGAAAAACGCAACAGCCGAAGAGAAAAAGACGACAGCCGUUUGACCAAAUUAAUGGCGUUAAUAUUUAUUUGUUUUUUGUUUUGUUUCCUUCCUCUGAUGCUAGUCAACGUAUUCGACGAUAACGUCAAAUAUCCCGUAUUGCACGUUAUAGCUUCGAUUUUGGCGUGGGCUUCUAGCGUCGUCAACCCUUUUAUUUACGCAGCGAGUAAUCGUCAAUACCGAUCGGCGUAUAAAAAAUUAUUGCGGAUCGUUAGGUCGAGCGUCGCUUUUUCCGAUUCGAAAAAUUCUAAUUCGAUGAAAUCGAGGCAAGAAAAAAAUCCGUCGGCCAGUUGCAAACCCAACGAGCCAAGCAGCGUUAACGUUUAAAAAUUUUCAAACACGAUUUUGCCGUAUACUUUUCCACCCAACUAACAUUUGUUACGGACUUGGUCAAAAAUAUCAAAAAAUGUUAGUAAAUUUGAAAAGGAAUCAAUUUUUUUUUUUGGUAAUAAAGUCAUCUAAAACAAACCUAAUUAUCCGACAAUUCUAACGAAUAAAAGAGCACAAUAUUGGUAUUUUGACACUUGUGAGUGACUCUGUAUAGUCAAGGUGCAAAAAUAUACGAGAAAAUAAUGUACUGUAAUGUACAUACUUUUUUUUAACUUAGUUUAUACAUUCCCUAACAUAGAGACCAAAAUUUUAAGACUGAAUCGUAGAAUUAACGUUGAUUUGCCAAAGUGUCGCUUCCAUUUCUAAAAAUUGAAGCUUAUUAUUAAAGAGUAUCGCUAAAAGAAAUCCAGAAUUUUGUUUAGGUAUUUCUUUAUAUUCUCUACAGAGAGAGGUAAAAAUCGUUUUCGUAUAGUCGAAACAGUUCAAAAUAAAGUGCCAUAUUAUAUUGAAGUCUUAUAUAAGUGACCUGUAAAAAAAUUAAUUUAGAAUAAAAAAUUUAUUCGCCGUUUCUAUAUUUUUUAUAGUCUCUCUUUCAUUACGGGCACAGAUUAAAACUUGAUGGAGUAAAAACCGCUACAGAACGGUCUUGUUGAAUGGAAAAAAAAAUAGACAGACUACAAAAUUAAACUUAAAACGAUUUUUUUUUGUAAAAAAAAUGGUUAUAAAAGAUAUACCCGUGUGUUUUUACGGGGUAUGAGCUUGUGAUAUGUCAACUGAUAUAUAAUUCGUGAUAGAAUACAUUCUAGUUCCAAUGUAUUUUCGCAGACUCUUGAAAAUAUUAUGUUUAUGUUUACCUUAUUUAUUAAUAAUUGUCUUUAGACGUUAUGGCCCUAAAUUGUAGACAUUGUAGAUAUAUUUUUAUAUUCCCCGACUUAGCAAAAUAAAUACGAGUGUUUUUUAA